CACAUGACUUCAAUUGUUAUAGGAGAAAAAGAAAACAUUACACAAGGGGAUGGGAAACAGUUACAGCUUUUUAAUACUGACAGUACUGACAGUGCUACAUAUUCUACAGAUUAAUGGAUUUCCGAUUGAAACAAUGAUCACAUCUGUGAAAGUGAAUGGGCUGUUGCUUGAGAGAGGUAAGAGGGCAAAAUACAAGGCCAGCUGGGGAGAAUCGACAAUGGAGAUACAGCGUCAGUUUAACGAGUACUAUGAAUGCCUGAACAAACGCGUCCAGCAGAUCACCAAAAAGGGACAUCACAUUAAGGCAAUCAUUGCCCUGUUUGGUCAAAACCUUGAGCUGAAGUGCCACAUUUGCUUCCGUCCUGACCAAAAAGAAAAGCGCAUAGAAUGGCAACAUGUCUCCAAAGAAGAUUCGACUGUGCGAGUAGUUGAAAGUGAAGGUCGCUAUGAGAUAACCAGUAAGAAAAGCUUGGUGAUCAAUGACGUUGAGAUAGGUGAUGUCGGAACAUUCAUGUGCCUGUAUCGUGGAGACUAUGAAGAAAUUUAUCAGCUGGACGUACUCAGAAGGGAAAACCGACUCAUGUUAAAAGAGGGAGAAAAGGUUCUGGAACCACAGAUGUUGACUGACAACAACUUGGAAGUGUUUACUACAUGGUCUCCCUGGAGUUCUUGUAAUAACUGUGGCAAACCUGGGCAACGACGCAAGAUUGGCCUGUGUAUGGUUAAGAAAAUCGAUCCUGAAGAACCAAUUGAGCCAAAAGACUAUCCAAUGAUGGAGCUCUAUCCAGAAGGGAUUCCAUGUCGAGCUACUGCACUGCCACACUUCAUCGCCAAUAAUGAAAAAAUACGCAACCGACCAAGCGAAACGGUGCUUGGCAAGUGCAACAUUGCAUGUCCUACCGUCCCUCCAGUUGUCACCAUCACAGAUUCUACUGGCAAAGUGCUGGAAGUUCUUGAAGAAGGACACUACUCCCUUAAAUCGCCCCCCAAACUGCCCCCCAUGAUUAGACGUAUUAUGAGGUAUGAAGAUGCGGGAAUGCACCUGGUUCUUCAGUGUCCAAAGAUAAAGAGCAAUCAGAUGGUUCGCUGGACCCGGAAUGACCGAGUGAUCAACCCAAUGACCAUCAAACAGCAGACGAGAGGACGUGUGUGGAUCGACAACAUUAACAGACUGCACAUCGCAAAACUACUUAUGACGGACACAGAUAUGUACAACUGUUUUGUGAGGAAGCGCCACGUGGCGAACAUGAAGAUCCUCGUGGUGCAGCCGUUCAACGAGAGUCUCAAGAACUACAUCUCAUACGGGGGAUUCAUCCUCACCGCCAUCCUCAUUCUCAUCGUGCUCAUCUUCGUCUGCAGAUACAGGUCACCCAAACGAUUCUGAGCUGGUGACGAUGACGACGGCAACAUUAACAUUGAUUUGUGGGACAUAAAACAAGAAUGUUCAUGUCCUUAUCGUCAUUCUAUGUGUUUAUAAUUAUAAACUCUAUUUAUGUGCCUUUAUCCACUGAAGGUUCAGGCACGUCAAUCCCAAUCGCCAUCUCCGGAAAAUGUCUGAUAUAUUGUUCGGCACAGAAUUAAAUACUUCUUUACUGCCCACUUAGAAAUUUCAAAGUCUGUGUGAACCUUAAAGAUUGAAUUGGAUUUUCUUUUCUUUCUUUUUUUCUUUUUUAAA
Messenger RNA from Gigantopelta aegis, 1675 nucleotides. RefSeq names its product Ig-like V-type domain-containing protein FAM187A. The record is from RefSeq and is a predicted model, not a curated record. The coding region runs from base 50 to 1384 and encodes 444 amino acids. Lineage: Eukaryota; Metazoa; Mollusca; Gastropoda; Neomphalida; Peltospiridae. The transcript has 6 exons.